AUGACUACAGCCACAGAUAACUUUGAAAGACUGCGUGCAGUCGGCCUCUCGGAGAAAUACUCCACCUCGCGGCAUCCCCUGGGUUUCUAUCUAAACGUUGCUUUUUCGGCAAAUUAUACCAUCCCGGACACAUUCACCCUCCCUCUCAAGGACUACGUCUACAAGGCGGCUGAGACAUUGAUCAAUCUGCAUCCCAUACUCUCUGCAAUUCCUCUAGGCGAAGACACCAAGGAUCCUUACUGGGUGCGACUCACAGAGAUCGAUCUUAGCCAACCAAUUUCCUUUCAAAAGGCUGCGCAGACCUUGUCGCUAGACGAAAAUGACAGCGAACUGAAGUCUGUUCUUGAAACCCAACAUGGCAUCGGUUUCACGGCGCCAUCGCCGUUCUGGCGGCUUCUCAUCUUGACGGAGGAUGAUGAAUCUAGACGUUUUACUGCAGUAUUUGUGUACCACCAUGCGCUCGGCGACGGCACCUCCGGCAAGACAUUCCAUCGGGCGUUUCUACAGGCUUUACGUGGAGCUGCAUCUUUACAGCCGGACGAAGCUAAACAAGUGGUCACCUCACCAAAGAUGCCCCUCUUACCCAACCUAGAAGCCGUCCAUCCACUUCCCAUCUCUCUCCCCUACAUUCUCAGGAUCGCAUUCAAGGAAUGGGUCUAUUCCAAGCCAGAUCCCAAACUAUGGGCAGGCGGCCCAUUCCAGGUUCCGCUGAAGACAAAUAUCCAUUUCCUUGUCUUAACAGCCGCUCAGACAUCAGCUCUCGUCAAGGUGUGCCGCGAACACAGCACAACACUCACCUGUGCACUCCACACGGCCAUCGCUCGCUCGAUCUUCGCUCAUGUUCCCGAGAAAUUCACUCGUGUGGCGGGUAGCAUACCCAUCACUCAACGUCCUUGGCUUCCAGAUACAAUCACGGAAGAUUCAAUGGGUGUUUAUGUGCAGGAGCUCGGGGAGACCUUUUCGCGCAAGGCAGUGACUGAGAAGACUUUCCCAUGGAGCGAAGCCCAGCGGGUCCGGGAAUCGGUCAAGAAGGAGGUUGCUCUGAAGAGUAAGAACACUUCUGUCGGUCUUUUCAAAUACGUCAAAGACUACCGUAAGGAUUUGUGCGAGUCCAAAAUUGGCAAAGAGAGAAGAUCGACGUUUGAAUUGUCUAGUCUUGGUGCUACGAAGGCGGAGAAUACGGGUGACUCGUCAAUUCCGCAGAUGGGUAGGGUUAUCUUCACUCAAUGUGCGAGUGUAACAGGUGCUGCUCUUGCGUUCUCUGUCAUAACUGGCCUGGAUGGGUGUUUGACGUUGGGAAUCUCGUGGCAACAGAAUGUUGUGGACGGUGAUAUAGUGCAAGCUGUGAUCGAUACGCUCAAGAAGGAGCUGCACCAGAUUUCUGCCUGA
Molecule: messenger RNA, 1389 nt
Organism: Aspergillus puulaauensis
Lineage: Eukaryota; Fungi; Ascomycota; Eurotiomycetes; Eurotiales; Aspergillaceae
Exons: 2
Coding region: 1-1389 (462 amino acids)
Molecular function (GO): N-acetyltransferase activity
Source: RefSeq, a predicted model, not a curated record